AUGGGCUCCGACGAUUCCUCUUGGUCUCCACAGACCGUGCUAUCCACCCUCCCCCACCCACCGGAGGAGAACUCCACAUCCCCUGUCGCUUUUUUCCACCUCAUCGAGCGCCUCAAGACCACUAAGCGCGAAGGCUGGCGCCGUUUUGGAAUCAAUGGCGAGUCAAUCUCCGACCACAUGUACCGCAUGUCGAUCAUGACGAUGCUUGCCCCGCCUGAGCUGGCCUCAAAGAUCAACAUCCCCCACUGCACCAAGAUGGCUCUCAUUCACGACAUGGCUGAGUCUCUGGUCGGCGAUAUCACCCCCGUUGACCUCCACAUCACCAAGGCUGAGAAGGCUCGCCGUGAAGCGGCGACCAUGGACUACAUUGUCACUACUCUUUUGGGAAAUGUUCCAGGCGGCGCACUCUCUGGCCAGCAGAUUAAGGACGUGUUCCAGGAAUACGAAGACAAUGUCACUCUGGAGGCGAAGUUCGUGCAUGAUAUCGACAAGAUGGAGCUGCUGCUGCAGAUGGUGGAAUACGAGCGCUCGAACAAGGUUGAUCUCACGGAGUUUGAGCACGUCGCGAGCAAGGUUCAGCUUCCUGAGAUUCAGGCUUGGGCCAAGCAAGUUGUCCAGGAACGUCCCAAGUACAACUAG
This is a messenger RNA of Penicillium verhagenii, 639 nucleotides long. Its product is annotated as HD domain-containing protein. Gene Ontology annotation, molecular function: 5'-deoxynucleotidase activity. The transcript is spliced from 2 exons. Gene Ontology annotation, cellular component: cytoplasm. The record is from RefSeq and is a predicted model, not a curated record. The coding region runs from base 1 to 639 and encodes 212 amino acids. Lineage: Eukaryota; Fungi; Ascomycota; Eurotiomycetes; Eurotiales; Aspergillaceae.